GGUUAUCAAACUCCGUUCACUGACACAUACGCACGUCCUGUCUAGUGAAAUUGGUCACAACAACAACAAUUACCGAGCGCACCGAACGAUAACAUCGCAGUUUAUCACAAUUACCGCAAAUAUUUAGCAGCGCCUGCCCAAAUACACACCAUCACCGAGCUAUAAUGAAAAAUGUUAAAAUUCUUCAAAAGACAAGGUUCGCAACAACAAGCGCAGGACGACACGGUUUUCGGCGAUCUCCCAUCUGCGGUCGACGAUAAUUCGCCAUCUCGGGAUACAUCUCCACCGCUACCAGCAACGCAAUUGUCUUCGUUUGAAGAUGAAGGACUUUUUGACAUUGAUUUUGUCCCAGAUAGAGAACAAUCACGAUUAUCCAAAACGUUGAGUGAAGUCCUCAAUGACAAAUCAGCGUUAUCUUACUUUGUACAAUUUAUGGAGUCGCGCAAUGCACUCUCCUAUCUUCGCUGUUGGCUGGACAUUCAGAAUUUCCAAGCGGCGAUUGACCACUUUGAAACAGAACAAAAGUCCACCACACAUGAUCUAACCUCAACUAACAUAACAAAUAAUUCACCCACCGCGCCUGCGCAAAUCCGCGUUGUUGAACACGACAGUCUUUCAGUGAGCACCGACUGCGAUGAUUCACUUACAGCGGAUAUCUCUAGUCUCAACGACGAUUCCAACAUCAACAUGAACAUGACAACUACGAACAUAUGCACCACACCGCUUUAUGAUAAAAGCGAAAAAAGUGAGAAGAGUUUGAGCCUAGACAUGGACAAAUACUCGCAGGAGUUCACCGACGACGCUCUCGGCAUUUUCAAGAAGUACAUCGCAUUGGAAGCGCCUGAAUGCAUCCAAUGCGCAGAUGAUGUGCGCAAUGACAUUAUCGAGAAGAUAUGCAGCCAGGAAUCACGCAUACUCAACGCGGAUUGCUUCAAAACAGUCCAGGAACAAAUGUUUAAUCUAAUGGAGAAGGAAUUCUUCGAUGCGUUUGUACAAAGUGAUUAUUUCUGCAAGCAUCAGAUUGAUGUACUCACAAGUGGUCAUGUUGUGCUUGAAGAUAUUCUCUAUAACGAAACAGCGUUGUUUUAUUUCAUGGAGUUUCUCGAACAAGAGAACCGGAGAUAUUUGCUGGAGUUUUGGUUAGCAGCGACUAAUUUUCAGCAGCAACUCAAAGACCAGAAGGAGUUUUUGGACCCAAUCGAGGCACAGAACGACGCUGUCAUUUUGUAUGAUAAGUAUUUUUCUCUGCAGGCGUUAUGUCCGCUUGGAUUGGGCGAUAGAGUGCGCUGCGCAGUGGAACAAAAUAUAUGCGGUGAGCAAGGAUUGGUCAAUGAGUGCUUUGCGUUACCACUACGAGUAGUCGAACAACUCCUGGAUAAACACCACUUGAAAUCAUUCCUAGCUUCACAGUUGUUUUAUAAAUAUUUAUCAGAAUUAAUCAAUGCAGUGCAGUCGAAUGGUUAUGGCGUGUAUUAUGGCCGAGGGAGUCGAACGAGGUCUUCGGAUGCGGGAAGUGAGAGAAGUUGCAGCAUUAACGGAAAUAGCGCGUUUCUCGCAAUGGAAGUGCCCAAAAGACGAGAAAAGGCAACGGCGGCCGAUAUGAAUAUCGACACUAGGGAAUUGUAUGAUCCGGAUGCGUUGUGGAGAAGGAAGAAACAUCAUCGAUUGUCUUUCGGGCGCGUCACUGAUUUAGGGCAAUUUGUGACUGAUUUCGAGCCGGAGCCGGACAAGAAGAAUAGGUCGACCAUUCGCAGUGUGGUUAAACGGUUUGUGAAUCUCGAAGAGGACAAGAAGAAGGAGGAGCUUGCUUGGCAAGUGGCGGAGAUGAUUGUUAAAGGUAUUACGAGCGUCACGCUUAGUGAACAUGAGCAGAAAGUUUAAAACAUUGAUCUGUGAGAUAUUUAUUAUUUAUAUGUAAGAUGAGUAUGACGAUGGAUGAUUUAAACGCACUAGAAAAUGUCGGGGUGAAAUACGAGUCGAAAGAUGAUUUAUUUUAGAAUUUGCAAGAGGAAGAGUGGUUACAUUUACAAGAAAAAGGAAACAACUUUAAAGUUAGGUAUUUUCUUGCAGGUAGGCAACCAAACUUGCUCUAAAUUUAAAAAUGUAAAAGUUGCAUGUAAAUGUAACCACGAUUCCCUCAGAGUGAAUUAAUUUGUUCAUUUUUUAUUAUGUUUUGAAGGUUUUAACUUGAUACGACACGUUAACUGACGUUUCUCACGCGCCUGAUGGAACAAUGAUGAUCAAUGAUGUAUAUAUUUUGUCAAACUUUGAAUAACUAGAGAGUAAUAAAGCAAUGUUACUAAUA
This is a messenger RNA of Dalotia coriaria, 2305 nucleotides long. It is a transcript of the gene pkaap, whose product is annotated as A-kinase anchoring protein pkaap. Gene Ontology annotation, biological process: intracellular protein localization. Lineage: Eukaryota; Metazoa; Arthropoda; Insecta; Coleoptera; Staphylinidae. The coding region runs from base 172 to 1881 and encodes 569 amino acids. Gene Ontology annotation, cellular component: plasma membrane; mitochondrion. The transcript has 3 exons. The record is from RefSeq and is a predicted model, not a curated record. Gene Ontology annotation, molecular function: protein kinase A binding.